GGAAGGAGAGGGUGACGUAGCAAAGGAGCAGGGCGAGGAGGGAGAGGAGAAGAGGGAGCAAGCGGGUAAGGAUCAGGAGGCGGAAGGGGAAGGGGAAGGGGAGGACGGAGCAGGUAGUGGGGGAAAGAGAGGAGGGCGUGAGGGCGAGGGUGAGAAGAGUGAAGGUGAGGUGGAAGAAGAGGGGGAGAAGAGAAGGGAGGAGAGGAUGGGAGAAAGAGAGGUGGGGAUGAAGGGGGCCGCGGACAGGGAGAUGCCACAAAGUAGAGCUGCUUCUGAACCUGCCCUCGCUGGAGCCGAAGGUGCAAGCUCUGUUGCUGCUGCCUCUGCCGCCACAGCAGCAGCAGCACAUGCGCUUUUGACUCAUGGCAACAUGGCAGCUUCUUCACAUGCAUCAGCAGCACACGAGUCAGCAGCAGCAGCACUGAGGGAGGGUCCAGAAUCAGGUGAAGCAGCAGCAGCACCAUCCGCUGAGGCAGCACCAAUGGCAGAAGACACGGUAGCAGCCACGGCAGCAGCAGCAGCCUCCUGUCAUCCACAGGAUGUUGCCUGUGCCCCUCCCUCUCCUGCUUUUGCCCUCCCUGCUGCCGCUCCUGUGGUUGCUGCCCCUGGUGCUGCCGCCACUGCCAGUGGCACGCCUGGUGCUGCUGUGGUAACCGCAGUAGUGAGUGGGGACAAUGGAAGUGGGGACGGUGUGAGUGGGGAAGGUGGGAGUGAGGACGGGGCUGCAGGGCCCCGUGGUGUGAAGAGGAAGGCGGGUGGGGGUGAGGAGGGAGAGGAGAGUGCAGGGCAUGCGGGAGGAGCAGGGAAAGGGUCAGGGAAGAGCCGGCGUGUGGGGGGGGAGGUGCUAGUGGGGCAAGGAGGAGGGCAAGAUGGGGCAGGUGGGGAUAGUGGGACGGGAGGGGGUAGUGGGGCAGGUGGGGAGAAACGGGAGCAGGCAGGAGGUGAAGGAGACGGUGGGAUAGGUGGUGCAGGUGUGGAGAAGCAAGUGUGUGGCGACCCAGGCGAGAGUGCCAGUGCGGUGGGAAGUGGUGGCAAUGACAUAAAGAUGGGCGGCGCUUUGUCACAAGACACGCUUGAUGCGAGUGGGAGGGAGGGGGUGAGAGAAGGUGGGGGGGCAGUGCAGGAGGGAGUAAAGGAAGCAGCAAAGGAGGGUGGGAGAGUGCAGAGUGAGGCGGAGAGGCGGGCACUGGAGCUACUGGCGAGGCGUGGCCUGGGGGAGGCGGAUCUGAAGGCGCUAGGGGAGAUGCGACUGGGCGUGGGGGGGAGGCGGGGGCGCGGCAGAGGCAGAGGGGGCCGAGGGGGAAGCAGAGGUGGUGGGGGGAUGGGGAGGGGCGGUGGGCGGGAGGCGAGGGAAGGGGGAGGUGGCGAGUUUGAGCUGCUGCUGCGUCUGCCAGAUGACAUGCGGCCACAGGUGCCAGUCAACCUGCACAGCCGCGUCCCCACACCCAUCCGCCAGGUGCGCCCCUCCGCCAGGUGUGCUGCGCCCAUACGCCAGCCACAACGGCCUUCUCCCUCUCUUUACCACCUCUCUCCCCCAUCUUCCCCUCAUUUCUUCCCUUCUUCCCGCGUCCACCCCCCAUCACCACCGCGGAGGCACGUGAGUCUGUGGGUGAAUCACCACCUGCGGGCCAUCCCUGGCAGCGCCAUCGGGCGCAACGACCAGACAUGGGCAGCGAUAGCAGCGGGCGUGGCAGCAGAGAGGGCACUCUUCACCCAGGCGCCCAACAAGCGCGCCUACCUCUCCCUCUACGCCCGCGCCCUCGCUGCCGCUCCCACCAACCUCAACACUUCCUCCUCAAUUCUCUCCGCUGUUCCUGCUGCCGCUGGUGCGGGUUCUUCUGCCAGAGCUGCAUUGUCCCCAACCAAAGCUGCUCCGUCCCCAACCAAAGCUGCAGGUUUGGCAGCCAGCGUUGUGGAUGAGGCUAGGCCGAUUUCCAUAGCUGAUGCGUUGGCUCGGGCAUCGGUGGCUCGGGCCCUCCGAGCCACAGGCUUGGAUGGGCCGACACCCCCGGGAUCUCCUAAGAGGGAGGAGGCAGGGCAGGAUAAGGGACAGCAGGGGAAGGAUGGGGAGGGUGAACGGGCUAAGGUCAGUAUGCAGGGAGAGCAGCAAGGAGGAGAGGCAGAGAGGGAGGCAGAGAUACGGAGAGCAGCAGGGAAGAGUACCGGCGCAGCAGUGGGCGAUGGUGGUCAGAAGAGUGAGCAGGGCGAGCAGGGGCGGGUGGAAGGCGCAUGGCAGGAGGGACAGGAGGGGCCGGGGGAGAGGAGGCAAGUGGGGGGCGGGGCGAGUGUUGAAGCGUUGGUGGAGGCAGUGGCAGCCCCUGGGGGAGGGGAGGGCGAUGCAGGGGAGGUUCUGGAUGGGGACUGUGGAGCGAGUGCAGGUAUACGCGAGGGGGGUGGAACCCUUGGCAGUGAGUGGAGCAAGGGGCGUCACACGUCUGCUCCUCCUCUUGCGGCCACUGCUUUUGCUGUUGCUGUUUCUGCGGAUGCUUGUGGUGCGGGUGGGAGUGGCAGUGAGGGGGCAGGGAGGGGUGCGGUGGGUGAGGGGGGAGGCGGGGCGAGCAGCACCGCCGCUCUGCCAGCUGGCAGCCCCGCCUUGCCAGCUGGCAGCACUGCUGAUUCAGCCCAGCAGGGACACGGGAGGAAAGACCCCGUUUUAAACCAGGUACAUCCGUACCCCUUCUCCUUCUCGUCAUCACCCCUUUCCCCACGCCCCCCCACCCCUUUCCUCGUUUCCUUUCUUCAAUCCCCACCCCUCUCUCGGCUCUUCUUCAUGACUGCAUGCCCACCUUGUCCUGCCAUCCACAUGCCUGCCACCUUGUCCUGCCAUCCACAUGCGUGCCUCACAUCUGCCCCUCCCCCACCCCUUCCCGACGCAGAGCAGCGGCGCUGGGUAGCAAGCAAGGCAGCAGGGAAGGUGAUGGAGCGGCACGGGGGGGCGCGGUCAGCCGCCUUCCUGGUGAAGGAGGGCGAGGACGUGUGGCGCCUGGCAGAGCGCUACCUGCGCACCUACCAUGUGCGCUUCUCCAAUGGGGGCAAUGCACCCCCAACCUCCUCCUCCCCGCCGGCUGGCUGA
Messenger RNA from Closterium sp. Naga37s-1, 3073 nucleotides. Lineage: Eukaryota; Viridiplantae; Streptophyta; Zygnematophyceae; Desmidiales; Closteriaceae. The record is from the annotation of a GenBank genome assembly.